ACUCCCAUUGUUAGGGCGGAGAGACAUGCACAUCUUGUCAGUAUUUCCAUAAUCUUUGCUGUAAUGAACCAAAUGUUGGCAUUAGCCGUCAACAGAAGAAGAAGACCAAAAAAGUUGCAUGCUGGGAAGAUGGCCGACAUCAGUGCGGCUAGUGAAGAAUGAGAGGACGAGAAACCGAAUACAGUUCUUGCGGCAAAUGUCAUCAAUCGUUUUAAAACGAUUUCCGGUGUAGGUGCGUCGGAGCUACCAGGGAAAAUAAUAUAUUGUGUCAGUGUGAAUAAGUCAAACGCAUUGUCAAUAACACCAACCCAUAUCCGCUCCUGGAUAGAGAGGACAGAGCGAGGCGAAUUGAAACCUAGGUCAAGACAGUUUGCAAAAAAAAAACGGUGUCAUUGCAAUGGACGUCCAUGACCAAAGAAAUACAGUAUUCCACGAUUAACUAGCUAAUUAAAUUUGGUAAAUUAGUUAAAAUGCUCAACCGAUACAGUGAACGUUUUAAUUGACGGGCUUGGCUGUCACUCCUAUGUUUCGCUUAACUUCUUGGGAGUGUCACGGUCAGAUGACAGACUGACUGUCAUUGCUCCCAGUGAGAUACUCAACGGCAACACCCAUCUGGAUAUUCCUCUUGCGUUGACAAACAUGUGUAGUCUGCAGUGCCUCAGCGGUGUACUAGCCUGUGUAGUAUGCUGUGGCUGUCCUCCAGCCCAGGCCUCCUGAGCUGUGAAAGCAUAAUCCCUUCGCCCCUCUGCCAGCGAUACGCCUGCCGCCUUAGCGCCCUCGCUCUCGCCCUCGCCGGCAUGUACACUACCCGCCUGUACAGCGCAGUAGGUGGUGGUGGAGGAGGAAAGCCUGGACGCCGGCCGGGCCUGGGGGGUGGAGGUCUGCCCAUGCUGGAGAACCACCCCCACCACCACCCUCUCCCACCACACCAACAUCCCCACCACGUGCCUCCUCCACCUCCCAGCUUCCCGCCCAUCUACCAGGGGCGCCCUGACCCUCACCGGGGGCCCCACUUUCACAGUCACCACCACCACCAACACUACCAUCCCCACCCACACAUGGCCCCUCUGCCUCCAUCCAUCCCCCCGCAUCCCCACUACCAGACACACGCCCACCUGCACCACCACGGCACUGUUGGGGCCGCCGGCAACAACAAGAAGAAGACGUGGAACUUCAUCCACGAGAAGAUGAGCUACGACACCUUCUUCACCAUGAAGAGGCUGAUCGAACGCUCGCGGAGAGCGGACGAGGUGCUGCGCUGGGUGACGCAGAACCCAGGCAAGAUUUCACACAACCAUUACCCCAUCGCACUGCAGAAGAUCGGCCAACUACUACAGGCCGGGGCUGGGGGAGGAGGGGGCGGCGGAGGUGGCUCGGAUGCAGCCCUGGUUCCCUCUCCCGGAGUCGGUGGAGGAGAAAGAGUGGAGAAUGAAGGUCGACAGAUCUUGGAGCACCAGGACUUCCAGACGCUGUGCGACUCCAUUGUGAGGGACUGUGCCAAGUUUGACAACUUCAGCAUUGUCAACUGCCUGUACGCUGUGGCAGCAUUAGGCCUUCCCAGCGACUCGCGGGUAGUGCAGGUGCUGGAGGCUGAGUCCCAAUCACGACUGGGCCAGUUUAACCAGAAGGACGUGUCCAUGGUGUUCAGCUCCAGCAUGAAGCUGCACCCCAGCAGCCAGCACCCGCUCACCGAGGCCUGCCUGGCGGGCUUGGAGAAGAACCUGGAGCGGGAGCGUCACCCGCAGACCCUCUUCCUGCUGCUCUCCUACUACCGCCUCAAGUGGCGCUCGCUGCAAUCCAGCGACGCUGCAACGGCCGAGAUCGUGGCCAAUAUACCACCCAACCCGGAACAGCUCCUGGCCAACAGGAAGAUCCUCCGACUGGUCAAGCACACACUGGCUAGCGUAAGUGGAGUGCGCGACCAGGAGAUGGCGCUGCUGGACGAGAUGCUGGCUACUUGCGUACGCGAGGCUAGUAACAAGAGCCUGGAGAUCAUCUUCAGCUCCCACCUAUUCUACCAGAACAGACAGGAGAGGUUUGUGUGCAGCCUGGCUGAGGAGCUGCCUAAAAAAGUGGACAGCAUAACCCCAUACACCAUGGCCCUCAUUGCCAAAUACAUCGCCCGCCACCGGCUCAGAGAGACUCGACUCCUCGACACCAUCGCUGAUUUCCUGGUCAAGAAGGGAGAAUACCUGGAUAGCAAGGUAAUCCAAAAGCUUGUGUUCCCCUUCAGCCGGAUGAGCUACCGGCCGUCCAACGAGGUCCAGUUCUUCUCCAAGCUGGAAGUGGUGCUGGAGCUGAAGGCUCUGAGCUCCCCGCUAGCCACAGUCAACAUCCUCAUGUCCCUGUUCCAGCUGGGCCACUUCCCUGGCCUGGUGCUGCACAAGGUCUUCUCCACCGCCUUCAUCAGCAACGUCACCAACAGCCCUUACGCUCUGAUCGUGCGUCGCUACCUGUCUCUGUUGGAUGCGGCGGUGGAGCUGGAAUUCAGGGACUACACCGGUCCACGGCUCCAGGACACGCACAAGGUGCUCAUGUUUGACCACGCGCUGACCGCCGACGAGGUCAACCGCAAAUACAGCUACAGGGGUCUUGUUGCUGAAGCCCUCAGACAGUUGGUUGGAGAGCAUGGAUACAAACAAGACGAGGUUCUGGCCCCUGGUUAUUACACAGACUUCCUGCUGUGGAUUGACAGCUCUGGUCAGGUUCUCCCUAUCCAGGCAGGGGCCUCCCUAGGUGUUUCCCACAAAGCCCCAGAGGGAUCCGUGGCUGUGACGGCCCUCGCCUCAGACUUUCAAAAGUUCUCCCCCUUCGCCCCACUAGAGGAAGGGGGGGACCAGCGACCCGUCGGAGGGGACGAGUCGGUGACCCUCCUGCCACACCACAUGCAGCGCAGGGACAACCCUGCCUCGGCCCAGGGGGCCGGCCCUAACGGCGGGGGCCCACUUGACUACAACACGUACUACACGCCUGCUGACUACUACUCCAGCCUGGCCAAGGAGCACUCUCUGGAGAGCCAGGACAGCUCCACGCUCAGCAGCCCUCCCUCUGACAGCCUAGCCCAGCCAAUGGCCUCCGGGGUAGGGGGAUCCACCACAGCUGCCCCGGUUUCUCUUUUCCAGUUCUCUAUUGGGAAGAUCCUGGAGGACGAGGGAGGGGUGCAGAUGGGGCCAGGUAAUCAUGGGCCCGGCUGCGAGCUCCCUGUCUUCUAUGAGGGGUUGGCCGGGGACGUGGGGCUGCACCCGGCCGAUCGAACCGACACAGAGAGGGCAGUGGGGUUGGCCGGGGACGUGGGGCUGCACCCGGCCGAUCGAACCGACACAGAGAGGGCAGUGGGGUUGGCCGGGGACGUGGGGCUGCACCCGGCCGAUCGAACCGACACAGAGAGGGCAGUGGGGUUGGCCGGGGACGUGGGUCUGCACCCGGCCGAUCGAACCGACACAGAGAGGGCAGUGGGGGACCAGCAACAAGUUAAGAGAGUGGUCAUGUCGGUGAAUGACAAGUGGCACUACUGUCACAACUCUGAGGUGCUGGUGGGCUCCCGAGCCAUGAGGGACCGUCAUCUGUUGCUCCUGGGAUAUGUCAUUCUGCAGCUGCCCUAUCACGAGCUGGAGAAGCUGAAUGGCAUAGAGGAGGUGAAGCAGUACCUCCACAAAAAGCUCCUGGAGGUCCCCUUAUGACAACAAAAGACUUGAGUGUGUGUGUGUGUGUGUGCGCCAUUGCGACUGCUUGGGAUAGGACAGGGGGUUGUUGGUGGGAUUGGGAAAAGGGGGUGGUUUGGGGUAGAGAACAAACCCUGGUCAAAGUCUAAAACUAGAGGUUUUUUUCGUUGUUGCAAUUUUGCUCUUGCAUUCAUCAAAAUGGCGCCACGCUAUUUGCAACGAGCCAUAUACCCAGUUGAUGACAUGUCUAGUAUCAUGUUGCCACGCUUGGUAUCUUGUUAUUGUCACUUCACAACCGUUCUUGACCAUCUUGCCUACGGACUGUUCUUAGUGUAUCACAGUAGCAUGACAAAAAACAGUUGGUUUUUUUCUUCUAUAGUUGUAGUUUUAAUCAUGGCUUUGUGUGGGGGAAUAAGAUGUUUAUUAUAAUUAUUAUAGAGUCAUACAGAGAUGACAAUGUUUGGGGGUGGAAUUUUAUAUUGUUUAACUCUAGUUGUAACGCAUGACUGUUCAUACAGGACAAACAAACGGGGCUUCAUAGUGUUUUCUAAUACUGGUGCACCGUAUGUAGACUAAUGGACUGUAGGAUGUUAAUGAGGGAUGAACAUUUAUAAGUGUAGUUUAAUGUGUUUAUAUAUUUUUGAAUGCUGGAACGGCUUUUCCUGUGUCCAGAACAAAGAAACGCGUGGUGGAAGUCCAACGUCAACUUAGUCUCUCUUUUGUUUUGUCUUUGGCACUUCACUCGUGACAUUUUAAUGAUUGACUGUAUUCAGAGAGGAGUUUGAUUCCUCAAGUGAGUUUCCACCAACUGCAUUGACAAUGAAACAGGUUUUCCAGGAGGGAAUUGCUAGAUACCCGGGACCUCAUUUAUCUCACUCAAUUCUGGCAUACGUGGAGAUAAAUAGUUGCCCAUGCAAAUCCUACAAACUGUCACAUGCAUCAUAUACAUUUGUUUUCAUUGAUUAAACUAGAGCCAUACUAUAUUUGUGCUCGUGGACGAGCUUUGCAACCCCGCUUGGAAAAUGCCCUCAUUCACGGUAACAAAAACUGUAUGAUUUGGAGAUGUAGGAACUGGGCCGUGAUAGUUCCUGAAAGCCAAAAACACAAUGGCAAGUUGCAUCACAUUUCUGUAGAGAUGUAGACCGAAGGUGUUCAUCUCUUGCAGUGACUUUUUCAAACUUUAAAUGCCGUGGCCAUGCACUAUGGAACAUUGUCUAUUUUGAGUCAUUUUAAAAGUAAAUGUUUCAGCCCACUUUUAUGCAGAAGAUGAAUUAUUGUUCAAUAUUUUAUCAAUACAUAGUGUUUUAUAUCUUCUGCCUUGAUGGCUCUGAGAUUUAACAGGCUAAGAUGCUGUGCUCCUAAUGCACAGCAUUACCGUAGCCUACCCAUACUGUCAAAUAUUUUAAAUAGGCUACCGGUCUAUUUACUUUUGAGCGAUUGAUAAAUGGUAUCCUCAUUAGUUAUGCAGCAGGAAUGAACCAGUUAAGUCAGAAAAGGAGAGAUGUAAAGGCCUAAUAUAAUAAAAGUAAAGUAACAUAUUAGACUACAUGCUUCUCUGAGAUCUCCUUACUAAAUGCAUCUGUGUUAUCAUUAGUAUCAUGGUUUGUUUAAAUAUACCACUUAUAAUUCUUGUGCAUCAAAACCAUCUCCAUUUCCCCCAUAAGAACAGUGUGUGCAAUACAGUUGAUCAACCACCAGAUGUACACAUGGCCUGAGCUGUACUUGGGAAGAUACUCACACUUUCCCGCAAAUUCAUAUUAAAAACAUCUUUAAGGGGGAGAAAGUGGAGCAUGCGUCUUUGUGUGCAUACGCACAUUUGAUAAAUGAGGCCCCGGGUUGGUUUAAAUGAGACAAUUUGAUUGGAAGGUCUGAGUAUUGCUAUGAAAAAGACAAGUGGAUAGUGCCUCUGAAAACCUUCUGAAAUUGUACCCUGACCUAAUUUCCGUUUGAAUGAGGUGAUUGUGUCAUACAGUGAAACAUUUCACAAUACCACACAAAUGACUCCCAUCAGCUUUGUACAUGAAUAACCCCAAACACUUGGAACUGUGUAAGGUAAAGCAGAAAUGGCUUAUGUGAUGUUAAUCCACCCCAGCGUUGUCUCUUUGUUCUGUUUAUGGAGCCUUCCCGAUAGAGACCAGGGUAACUGAGUCACCUGUGUGUAAUAUAUUAAUGAAUGCAUAGGUUGUAUAAAUGUAUUAUGCACAGGUGGUUGAGUUAGUAUUUAUUUAUUGGUACAGAGGAUGUGUGUGUGUUUGGGAAAGGAUGGGAAAAGAUUUUAUUGAAAUGUAUGGAAAAAUAUUAAAAGAAUGGAGAAAAAAAAGCAA
Molecule: messenger RNA, 5986 nt
Organism: Oncorhynchus keta (chum salmon)
Lineage: Eukaryota; Metazoa; Chordata; Actinopteri; Salmoniformes; Salmonidae
Gene: fastk
Product: Fas-activated serine/threonine kinase
Exons: 11
Coding region: 684-3680 (998 amino acids)
Biological process (GO): mitochondrial RNA processing; regulation of mitochondrial mRNA stability
Cellular component (GO): mitochondrial matrix; ribonucleoprotein granule
Molecular function (GO): RNA binding
Source: RefSeq, a predicted model, not a curated record